Molecule: messenger RNA, 1117 nt
Organism: Drosophila ficusphila
Lineage: Eukaryota; Metazoa; Arthropoda; Insecta; Diptera; Drosophilidae
Product: dnaJ homolog subfamily C member 17
Exons: 2
Coding region: 183-1085 (300 amino acids)
Biological process (GO): spliceosomal complex disassembly
Cellular component (GO): spliceosomal complex
Molecular function (GO): nucleic acid binding
Source: RefSeq, a predicted model, not a curated record
AAAUGUUUUACUUUUCAUUUCAUUGCAAGCCGUUUUCUGUUAUAGUAGAAAACAAGACUAUAAAAAACUUUUAAAAUAAAAUAUGUACUUUUUAUAAUAAUUAAAUUUUUGUCUUAAGAAGCGAAACGGCUUUUUAAAAAAGACUAAUAUUCUGACCAAAUAGGACAAGAAAGUCUUCAAAAAUGGCCAGCAAAAAGUUUACUGACAUCAAUCUGUAUGAUCUAUUGGGUAUUUCCUUAGAGGCUGAUCAAAAUGAGAUACGUAAGGCGUACCGUAAAAAAGCCCUUGAUUGCCAUCCCGACAAAAAUCCGGAUAAUCCCAAGGCGGUCGAGCGAUUCCACGAGUUAUCCAAGGCGCUAGAAAUCCUCUCGGAUGAAUCCGCUCGAGCUGCGUACGACAAAGUGCUGAAGGCCAAAAAGGCUGCAGAACUAAGAAGUCGCCAGUUGGACGGAAAGCGGCAGAAACUCAAGCAGGAACUGGAAGAGCGUGAGAGAGCAGCCUUGCAUAAACUAGCUAAGAGUCAACCAUACAGUACGGUGGCCAAAAGCGACGAGGAGAUUCUCCAGGAGCAGAUUGAGCGGUUGCGCCGGGAGGGAUCCCGACUCCUGGAGGAAGAGCAACGGGCUAUGCAGGAGCAAUUCCUGCGCAAUCACGCUGAGAAGCAAAGAGUCCUGCAACAGCCGGCCAAGUUCGACUCCGCCCAGCAUCGCAUCAAGAUGAAGUGGAAGGCAGAGCCUGGCCAGGACUACACGCAGGAACAGCUGCUCAAGUACCUAAAGAAGUAUGGCGACGUGGUGGCGCUUGUGGUCAACAGCAAGAAACGCGGACGUGCAAUGGUGGAGCUGGCCACCCGGGAAGCAUGUGACAUGGUGUUGGCCUACGAAAAGGGCGAUCCCGCCAAGCCACUGCAUUUCGAAUGGGUAAAGCCGCCGGCAGACGAAAAGCAACAAUGUAAAGGAUCUACCGUUGGAAGCACUGCAUCAUCUACGGACUACGAAGAUCUGGUCAUGCGAAAGAUGCGUCAGGCCGAGGAACGAAAGAAACUUAUCGAACAGAUGAUGAAGGACGAAGAAGCCGAUAAUUAAACUCUAAAAUAAAUUAGAUAGUUUUAAUUACA